This is a messenger RNA of Galeopterus variegatus (Sunda flying lemur), 392 nucleotides long. RefSeq names its product serine/threonine-protein kinase tousled-like 1. Lineage: Eukaryota; Metazoa; Chordata; Mammalia; Dermoptera; Cynocephalidae. The annotation marks the transcript as partial. The transcript has 2 exons. The record is from RefSeq and is a predicted model, not a curated record.
CUUGACUCUCCCCUCCCUGCCCUCACUCUCUCGCUCGCCCUCAGCGCGGCCCCCGCCAUGACGGAGGCGGGUGCCGGUGCCGUUGCCGCCGCUGCCGUCGCAGGGGGGGAGUCGGGUUCCCAGAAAGUAGCUUGAUGAGUGUCCAAAGUAGCAGUGGAAGUUUGGAGGGGCCGCCAUCUUGGUCCCAGCUCUCCACGUCUCCAACCCCGAGCUCGGCGGCGGCGGCCAGGUCCCUGCUGAAUCACACGCCGCCAUCCGGGAGGCCCAGGGAAGGUGCAAUGGAUGAGCUUCAUAGUCUGGAUCCAAGAAGGCAAGAGUUAUUGGAAGCUAGAUUUACUGGAGUUGCAAGUGGAAGCACUGGGAGCACUGGCAGUUGCAGUGUUGGUGCUAAA